GGCCUUCCUACCUUCAGUACCCCAUAGUCGUCUUCGCGCUCUGCCGCUUUGCCUACUUCUCGUGAAACUUGAAUAUGAUGAGCUUGGCUUUCGUUGAAUGACUCCCACAUAUACAGGCUCUGUCGACUGAUCGGAUCUCGGCGAGUGCGUGGUUCCGACAAAGGGCUCAGCUGGAUCAGCGUUCGGGUCAAUCAAACCCCCCGACUUCUGCUAUUCUUCUCUACUGGAUGCUCGCCUUGUUUCGAGGUUUCGCCGUUUCUCCCCGCGAGCAUUGACUCACCCGCGCACUCAGCAACCUCUAAGUAGCGCCGCGCUUAGCACUGGCCGUAGCACCUUGCAUCCGCCCGGCCCGGCAUGGCGCAGCGCAGCACGGCCGGCGUGACGUUUUCGUUGAUCGACGAGGACCACACCAUCGGCAACUCCGUGCGCUUCAUUCUCAAUCAAGACCCUCGUGUGAGCUUUUGCGGCUACUCCGUGCCACACCCGUCAGAGCACAAAGUGAACAUCCGAGUGCAAACCACAGGUGAGCCUGCAAGGGAGGUGCUGAAAGACGGGCUGUUGGAGCUGGCUGGGUUCUGUGAGCACGUGAGCCGCACUUUUGAAGCUGCGUUUGAUAAGUUCGAGAGAAGACGGCGAGGGGAAGCGGUGGAGGAAGAAGAGGAAGAGGAGGAAGAGGAGGGAGACGGAGAAGAAGGGGGAGAAGGGGGAGAUGAGGACAUGCAAGAUGCAUCUUGAAAAUGAAACUGCAUUGCUGGCACGAGCUGUGUCUGGUGGUAAUGCUCUAUGGGAUGGUUUACUAAUAAACAGUCUCAUGGGUGUGUCGCAUCUGUGAGGUACGGUAACAGGAGUAGAUAUCUGCGAAUGUGCGUACCGGUAUGUAUCGAUCACAAAUGCGAAGCAGCUAAGUGUUGGUUGCAUGAAGGGAGGAUGUUGUGAGGAUGUUAUUCAGUGAUUUUUUUUUCACAAAUGUGCUUCCUUUUGUUACUUGAAUUCGGGCCCUCGGUCUCAACAAAUAUACUGUGUAUUGUCAA
Closterium sp. NIES-67 is the source of this 1031-nucleotide messenger RNA. Lineage: Eukaryota; Viridiplantae; Streptophyta; Zygnematophyceae; Desmidiales; Closteriaceae. The record is from the annotation of a GenBank genome assembly.